AUGUCUACUGAUCAAAUGACCCAACUGGAUGAAUCCCAGAUCGAAACCAACUACGACAAGGUUGUCUACGAGUUCGAUGACAUGAACUUGAAUGAGAAGCUUUUGAGAGGUGUUUUCGGUUACGGUUUCAACAAGCCAUCUGCCAUUCAACAACGUGCUAUCAUGCCAAUUAUUGAAGGUAACGAUGUCUUGGCUCAAGCUCAAUCCGGUACUGGUAAGACUGGUACUUUCUCCAUUGCUGCUUUGCAAAGAAUUGACCCAGCUAUCAAGGCUCCACAAGCUUUGAUGUUGGCCCCAACCAGAGAAUUGGCUUUGCAAAUCCAAAAGGUCGUCAUGGCUUUGGGUUUCCACAUGGACAUCAAGGUUCACGCCUGUAUCGGUGGUACUUCCUUUGUUGAAGACGCUGAAGGUUUGAGAGAUGCCCAAAUUGUUGUCGGUACCCCAGGUCGUGUCUUCGACAACAUCCAAAGACGUAAGUUCAAGGUCGACAACAUCAAGAUGUUCAUCUUGGAUGAAGCCGAUGAAAUGUUGUCCACUGGUUUCAAGGAACAAAUCUACCAAAUUUUCACCAUGUUGCCACCAACCACCCAAGUCGUUCUAUUGUCCGCUACCAUGCCAAGAGACGUUCUAGAAGUCACUGCCAAGUUCAUGCAAAACCCAGUUAGAAUCUUGGUUAAGAAGGAUGAAUUGACUUUGGAAGGUAUCAAGCAAUUCUACGUCAACGUCGAAGAAGAACAAUUCAAGUACGAUUGUUUGACCGAUUUGUACGACUCCAUCUCCGUUACUCAAGCUGUUAUCUUCUGUAACACCAGACGUAAGGUCGAAGAAUUGACUCAAAGAUUGACCGCUGACAACUUCACCGUCUCCUCCAUCUACUCCGACUUGCCACAACAAGAAAGAGACACCAUUAUGAAGGAAUUCAGAUCUGGUUCUUCCAGAAUUUUGAUUUCCACCGAUUUGUUGGCCAGAGGUAUCGAUGUCCAACAAGUUUCCUUGGUUAUCAACUACGAUUUGCCAACUAACAAGGAAAACUACAUUCACAGAAUUGGUAGAGGUGGUCGUUUCGGUAGAAAGGGUGUUGCCAUCAACUUCAUUGUCAACGAGGACGUUCAAGCUUUGAGAGAAUUGGAACAAUUCUACUCCACUCAAAUCGAAGAAUUGCCAAGUGACAUCGGUACUUUGUUCACUUAA
Molecule: messenger RNA, 1191 nt
Organism: Nakaseomyces glabratus
Lineage: Eukaryota; Fungi; Ascomycota; Saccharomycetes; Saccharomycetales; Saccharomycetaceae
Gene: TIF2
Product: translation initiation factor eIF4A
Molecular function (GO): RNA binding; RNA helicase activity; ATP binding
Source: RefSeq, a predicted model, not a curated record